UUUCUCUUCUUUACACACUAUUUGUUUUGCCUCAACUAUGGUUAACCUCUUGAAACUUAAAAAUUGUCAAAACAAAUGAAUUUUGCAAUAACAUAAAAAUUUUCAAAAUACAAAAUGGGAUUUUUGACGGUUUUAAAGAAAAUGAAACAAAAAGAAAAAGAAAUGCGCAUACUUAUGCUAGGAUUGGAUAAUGCUGGAAAAACGACUAUUUUGAAACGUUUUAACGGCGAAAAAAUUGAUACGAUUUCACCUACUUUGGGGUUCAACAUUAAGACAUUAGAACAUAGGGGAUACACAUUGAAUAUUUGGGAUGUCGGUGGUCAAAAAUCAAUAAGAUCAUACUGGAGAAAUUAUUUCGAAUGCACAGAUGGUUUAAUAUGGGUUGUUGAUAGUGCUGACAGACAUAGAUUAGAAGAUUGUAGAGUUGAAUUACAUCAACUUCUUCAAGAAGAACGUUUAAGUGGAGCUACACUUUUAGUAUUUGCAAACAAAUUAGAUCUUCCUGGUGCAUUAUCAGCAGAAGAAUUAAGAGAUGUAUGA
Molecule: messenger RNA, 540 nt
Organism: Agrilus planipennis (emerald ash borer)
Lineage: Eukaryota; Metazoa; Arthropoda; Insecta; Coleoptera; Buprestidae
Gene: Arl2
Product: ADP-ribosylation factor-like protein 2
Exons: 4
Coding region: 115-540 (141 amino acids)
Biological process (GO): protein folding
Cellular component (GO): cytoplasm; microtubule cytoskeleton
Molecular function (GO): GTPase activity; GTP binding
Source: RefSeq, a predicted model, not a curated record